This is a messenger RNA of Dreissena polymorpha, 5340 nucleotides long. RefSeq lists its product as uncharacterized. Gene Ontology annotation, cellular component: cytoplasm; CD95 death-inducing signaling complex. Gene Ontology annotation, molecular function: caspase binding; death receptor binding. The record is from RefSeq and is a predicted model, not a curated record. Bases 828 to 4913 code for a protein of 1361 amino acids. Gene Ontology annotation, biological process: positive regulation of extrinsic apoptotic signaling pathway; TRAIL-activated apoptotic signaling pathway. Lineage: Eukaryota; Metazoa; Mollusca; Bivalvia; Myida; Dreissenidae. The transcript is spliced from 16 exons.
AAGAAACGUCCGAAGAGCAGAAUAGUGUUGAACGCGUUUUUGACAAUUCUAAGUUGUUUCGAGAGAUUGUGGAUGGUGAACAGGGCGAUAAGGACGUUUUAGACAGAAAUCUUGAAACUCAUACAGAUUCUCUAACGCAAUCGGGAAAUCAUAAUCCAGUGAAUAUUGAGACGGAUAUAACAAUAAACGAUACUAAAGAAGCACUUAACAUAAAUGAAGCGGACGUUCAACAGUCAGUAGAUGAACCUAAAUACAAUACAGAACCAAUCAGUAAAACGACAAAUCAUGUGUAUGAGUCAAGCAUUAAAACUAAUUCAUCUGGUAACGAAAUUGUUAAUUCUUUAGAGAAUACCACUGGCUUAGACGAUUCAACACGAUCGGAAGAUAACGGCAUCCUUGCUUGUAAUGUUGAUAGUCUGAAUGAAAGUACUGAGGUACUUAUUUGCGAUUCAGAACGCGAAACGUCGCGUCUAGAAGAUGCUACAAAAAAUUAUGUCGCAGAAUCUGUAUUUGAAUCAAAUCCGUCAAGUGAAAUAGGCAUUGAUCAGGAAAUACCUGAAUCGCUUACACAAGAUGAAUGCUCAAAUAAUACUACUGAUACAACUGGACCUACACAAUCAGACAGUGUACAAACAACUGCAAUAAAAAAUGACAUAGAAACACAAACAGUCGAUGAAUCACAAUUAGGUAUAGUCAACAAUCAAGCGGAAAGUUUGACAAACACUACUAGUGUUGACGAUUCAGUACAAACGCCAGUUCCGUCGGAGGUCGCUUUAAUAGUAGAAACUAUACCUGAUACUAGUCAGGUAUCAGACAGUUGUGUAGCCAUGGACACUUCCAUAAUUGGAAAUAAUAUAGACGAAAGCUCUUACGUAGAAAUUCACCAACAAGAAACACAUAUAUCGACUGAGACAGAAACGUGUACGACGAGUAACAUAUCUUCUUACCCAACUGACUCGGAAGGGAAGAAUUUCACAAAUAUUCCUAAAGUCGAAGGCGCAAACGAGAAAGAUAGUUCAACGAACCAACCAGAAAACGGUGAAGGUUUUGACGAAACGCUGACGAAAGUCAUUAUUGAUAAAGAUGGUAUUCCUCGUGUGUCACAGACAGAUUUAACAGAAAACCAAGCGGUUGAAGCUUCACCUCUAUCACAUGAAGGUAAUGACGAUACCGUACAAACGUCAGUUACGACGGAGGUAAUUUUAACCGACGAAGCUUAUACUGAAAAUAGUCAGAAAGCAGAAGACAAUUGUGUCCCCAGGGAAACCUCAGUAAUUGAAAACAGUUUAGACGAAAGCUCUCUUAUAGCAACUCAGCAGCAGGAAACACGAGUAUCAGCUGAUACAGACGUGUUACCGACGAGUUACAUAUCUGGUAGCCCAACAGUGGAAGGCAUAAAUGAGGAAGACAGUGAAAUAAACUUAACAGAUAACGGUGAAGGUAUUGAUGAAACAUUAACCAAAGUCAUUAUUGAUGAAGAAGGCUAUCCUCAUGUGUCACAGACAGAUCUCAAAGGAGACCAGGUGGUUAAAGAUUUACCUGUAUCACAAGAAGGUGAUGAGGAGGCUGAUACGGGUACAGACAUAGCAGUUGAAGAAGUCACGCAUUUAAAAGUGUCCGCAGCAGAAUCGUCCAUGGAUGUUGAUCACAUGGCGAGUUCAGAAGUUUCAAUAAGCAUAGAUAACAAUACAGUUGAAAUGUCAGAUGGAACAAAUGAAAUAAAUUAUCAAGACGAUUUUGAAGAAGAACCGAACAUAAUGGAAACACCUGAUCAAACCAAUGAAAAUGAUAUGCCUAGCACAAUACCUAUUGAAAAUGAACCUGAUUAUGCGGUUGCAGCCCGAGAAGAAUUAAAUGAGGCUUCUAAUACACUGGAGUAUUCCAAUAUUAACCACAAAAAUCUAACCUCUGACAAUGCAGAGGCGACGGCGGAAAGUACUUAUUCAGAAGGCAGUGAGAAAGGAGACCGCAGUGAAGCCAUAAACGAGGGAGAACAACUUUUGCCUGUGAAACAAGAAUUGAGUCCUUUGGAGCAAUUGCUUCAAAGAAAUGUCACGAUAGAUGGUGACAUGAGUAGCAUUCCUGAAUAUGAAGCUAAACUUACGAAUCUAAUGAAAAGCAUGGAUGAUGUAUUAAAACAUAACUUGGAAAUAUUGAAAAUGCAAUCGCUGAAAGACUUUACGGCUGAUUUGGGAAAGUUUAGAGGAGACAUGCAAACAAUAAAUGACGCAUUUAUUAAGUGUAGUACAAUGUCAGAGAAUAUUACGUACGUCUUAAAGGAGCUCCGACAAGCAACGGAAGAAGUGAAAUCUCAGAUCCUAAGGAAGUUUCAUCAAGAAGACUUAAGUUCAUGGAUUGAUAACGCAGUGGAAAACGAUAAAGCAAGAGAAAUGCUCCAAGAGACGAUUCAGGCUGAAGAACGACGGUGUCUUGCUAAAGCGGCAGAGGCACGCCAUGCCGCCGCUGUGGCGUCCACGGGCGUCGCGCAGGCGCAACAACUGGUGGCGGAAUUGGAAGCGUUAGCUGCUGAUGCGGACGCUCAAGCAAAAUCGGCGGCGGCCAUGGCGGCGGCUGCGGUGGUCGCCGCUGAAGAAGCUCGGGUCGCGGCGGUUGAGAAACGUCGGGCGGAAGAAGAGGCAACGAGACGCGCCGAGGAGAAGGCGAGGAUCAAGGCAGAGGAGGAAGAGAAGAGGAAGGCGGAGGAGGAGAUGAAGAUUGCCCAAGAGGCAGCCAGGAAAGGCACUGAUAUAGAGGGCGAGAGAAAAACGUUUAUGGAGGAAAAAGCGAUAAAAGAAGCGGAGCGAAAGAAUCCAAAGAACUGGCCUUGCUAUACGUACGACGGCAACGGCACUGACUUUAAACCUUCUGUGGCCUGCAUCAUCCGGGCAAUUGAAGGAAGCUUGCGCAAGACUGAUGUCACGUGCAAAUGCGUUGAUCAAUCAACAGGUGUUUUAGCUCUAGGUGAAUCAGAAGAGCUCGUCAGCAACAUUAUCGAAAUACAGCAAACAGAUGAAAAUUUACAGUUACACUUCGAAGAGUCCAUGUCCAUAGCGUUCCCAAUCAGCCUGUCCCGACUUCCCACAGGAAAGGAGACGGUGAUCCGUAAGCAAGGUCACGAUGGCGUCUGGCGGGUACUUCCAGCAUCCGACACGCAUUUUGAAGACUAUAAGGAGCUGAAAUUCGUCGACUGCCGUAGCGCGACGUUCGGUGUGUUCGCCGUGAUCAUGCGUCCUAAGCGUGACCAGCUGACGUUCACACGUCGUGGCAACAAGCCCACAUGCAGCUUCGACUCCCGACUCUUCUUCCUCAACAGGCGCGGUACCGUCAAACAUAACGUCAACGUCGAGCUCGAGGUGAACCCGCUGGACAUGAACCUGGUUCCCGAUCUUAGGGCGCGAGCCCCAAGGGAAUGCGAGGACCUGCUCACCGCCAGCUCUAUCAUCACGCUGCGCGCGCCGCCGGAUUUUGUGCUCCAAAAACCGCUCACGGUGACGGUGCCGCUUCCACAGAUCCAAAAACGCCCGACGACGUCGCUUGCCAAGGAAAUGCGCACAGCAGAUUUGAGGCCAUUAACCGCCCGGCCGUCUGAACCGACGGAAGGAGACGAAACCGAGUCCGUGCACGUGCUGUGUCGUGACAUCAAAGGUGGCUGGACGAUCCUUCGUGACGUCAAUAUCAUCAGCCACACAAACAAGGACGUUGUGAACUUUGACCUCAUGGAAUUCCGUGAAAGAUACAUUCUCUUACGAACGAAGCCAGAUAAGCGUGACGCCGCGGUCGAGAAAAUGGCUACGCUUGUUGAACAGGCGUCAUUGCGACGUAACGUCAAGAUAAUACUGCGUCAACGUAACACAAACAUCUUAGACGUAAAAGUGGCCUGUGCGAUAUCGAAUGCAGCGGAACGGACCAUGAAGUCUCUAGGCGAGGAGGGGUACACGGAAGGGCCUACCCCUAGCGGCGACGUCAGCCUGAGGGAGGGACAGGAACUGUUUAUGCGUUUCCGUGGUAAUCUUGAAUGCGCGACGAAGUCGCCGCGCCUCUCUCUGAUAUUCAACUCGAACAUCCGGGCAGUUACGCGGUUCUUAGUCACUGAGAAGGACGCAUAUGCACAGAAAGGAUUGAACUGCUAUCGCGGAUUCGUUCAGGUAUUCACGAAGGCACUGGUACCGCGGCCUCUCGUGGAAGGGGCGGCUAAAAACGCAGUACCGGAAAUGGUAGAGGCGGAGAUCUUGUUAACGGAACUGCUCGUGGAACUUCCUAAGCCCGAAGUAACGCCACCCCAACCCCUAGCCACUGCACCCAUAUUCAUAAAAGAAGGCCCCAUGACGAACGGUGUUUUGCGCAUGCUUGCUGGGCAGUUAGGGAACGAGUGGCGCGAGCUUGCGGCAGCACUGAGUGUUCCACGCAUGCGCAUACAGGCAAUUUUACGACAACACGUCAACUUGGAUACAGCUGACACGCGCUAUGACAUGCUGGUCACGUGGGCAAAACGGGUGCCCAGAUCCAUAGACAAAGUACAGGUGCUAUCCGAAGCGCUCGAGGGCUGCGGCCGGAAGGACUUGGCCGAGGAGGUCAGACAGAAAGGCCAACGCUACAAGCAGCAGCGCUUUAUUUGCGCUAGGGUGUCGCAUUUGAAGCAGGCAUUCGUCAAGGUUGCAAAAGCCAAUGAAGUGUUCGGAAACUGGAAAGUUUUCGCCAAGAAACUGGGUGUUCGAGUCGACGACAUUGAGCGUAUCGAGGCUAGAGGGGGGUCGGGCCAGGAGAUGUGCUACUCGAGCCUGGAGGCGUGGCAGACUACGGCGGGAGAGGAUGCAACGAUUACCACACUUGCCAAUCAUCUCCGAUCAGACCAUCAGGAGAAAUUGUCACGAGACGUGGAAUCUAUUGGCCUCAUGGGUGCGUUAAUGUCGUGACGGAUGCCUUCAUGACAUCUGAAAGUAGUAGAAACCCGGUCUUAUAAAACGAUGGUGUCUUCCAGCAGAUAAUUCACUGUGAUAGUAUUUUUAAAUAACAUUUAUACGAUAACAAGGCGUUUAUAUGUGUGUCUAAUUUGUAAUCCUGUCGCUUUAUCCAUGUUCUGCUACUUUAUUCUGCAAAAAUGAACAUAAUGUUGUUUGUUAUUAACUUUCAUUGUCAUUUAGUCCAAAACUUAAUUGCGUUGAUAGUAGACGCGCUAAAAAAUGUGUACUAAAGUACUGCAUUUAAAUCGGCAGUUGUGUUUUGUAUUAUUGACUUUGUUUUCUCACUGAGAGAUGGAAAUCACGUCUUUAUAUUUCACAAGCUAAUAUAUUGUUAUUUGAGCAAAAUAAGAGUUGUUUGCAACUGUUAAUGUAUCACAUA